UGAAGCAGUCUGCUCUCACAGUUGCCUCCAGCAAACUAGCCUGAGUUUGUUUGUAGGAAUUAAUUUUUUCAGUUUGCAUUGAAUUGUUACGAAAUUCAGUGAUCCUAGAGUGUGGACGUAACUGCGAAAUAAGCUUUCUAUCCUUAGUGAAGAAAGAAGUUCCCAUCGAGAAAGUACAUAAUGGAUUCACUUCCAGCAAAUAUGAUUCUGGGGGUGCAGGCAAAGCGUCAGAAAGUAGACGAACCACUCCCGCAGCACAAAGACUGUGACCAGGUUUGUAAGGAGCAUGAGAAAUGGCUAGAACUAUUCUGUGAAGAUGAUGAAAGUUUGGCUUGUGCAACAUGUGUUCCAGAACAUCGUGGCCAUAGUUUCCUACUGUUGCAGAAAGCUGUCCAUAAAUACAAGGACAACCUAUCAACACAUUUGUCUUAUCAACAGACAAGUCUUAAACAUUUCAAAGAAAUAAAGUACCAGCAAGAAAAAAAGAUAUCAGAAGUCAAAACCAAUGGCAAAAGUUUACAGAGACAUAUUGCAUCAGAAUUUGCCAGGCUUCACCAAGCUCUCAAUGAAAAGGAAGAAAAGCUGGUUCAACAGCUCCAGGAGGAAGAAGCAGGGAUUUUGAGACAGAUGGAGAAAAACUUGACAAAAAUUAAACAGGAUAUUGAUUCUAUUCAGAAAUCAAUCUCGAAUAUUCAGCUACAGCUGCAGCAGCAGGACGCGCUGACUUUUUUAGAGGACAUCAAGUCCUUCACAUAUGGACUCAAAAAGCAACAGGAAAUGGAUAAUAGUCAAAGUGUUGUGGUCCAUGAUUUAAGUCUAGGUGUGUACAAAGGCCCCAUACAGUACAUCUUAUGGAAGGAGAUGAAAUCCAUCCUUAAUCCUGAGCUCUCUAAUCUUUUUUUGGACCCAAACACUGCACAUCCUGAGCUCAUUCUGUCUGAAGACCUGACCAGCGUGAAGCAUGGAGAUGAAUGGCAACUGCUCUCUGAAAACCCUGAGAGGUUUAAUGAAUGUGUCUGUGUGCUGGGCUCAGAGGGAUACACAUCAGGGAAGUACUACUGGGAGGUGGGGGUAGGGAACAAGACUGACUGGGAUGUGGGCAUCGCCAAGGAAUCCAUCAACAGGAAGGGGAGGAUCAUCCUGAGUCCUGAGAAUGGAUUCUGGGCUGUGUGUAUGAGGAGCGGGAAUAAAUAUGUAGCACUGGAUACACCACCCAUAGUUCUCCGUCUGAAAGUGAAGCCUCAGAAGGUUGGAGUGUACCUGGACUGUGAGGGAGGACAGGUGUCCUUUUAUGAUGCUGACAACAUGUCCCACCUCCACACCUUCACUGGUACCUUUACCGAAAGCAUGUACCCUUUCUUCAAUCCUGGUCUAAAUAAUUUUGGGAAAAAUGCAGAGCCCCUAAAGCUUUUUCAUUUAAAAUUGUAGUGACUACAAAGCAUUGAUUUGGAGGCUAAAAUAUUUCUGUUGCAUGAAGAGCUGAAUUAUAAAUUCAACACAGAGAAUAAAAACUACAUGAAAAUAUUAAACAUAUAUGUGACUAAAGUAAAAUAAACAGAACAACUUUCAGAAUAAUGAAAGAUAAAACAGGAGUAUCUUUGUGUGAGGACAUUCAUUUUAAGAAAAUAGCACUAAUAUUGUAGCUCAGUGAGAUUUAUGGUAUUUAUAUAACUCUUACCAAUGCCUAAUUAAAAUCAGGUCUUGAAUUUAAAAUGAAAAACAUUAAGUUUCUGCCCUUUUGACACAUGACAUUCUGUACUGCAAACUCUAAUGUUAACUGUGCAGUCAGUGUAGUGGCUUUACUUUCAAAGAUUAUUUUCUUCUGAACUUAACCUAAAAUAUGUAGACGCAAAUUGCAAUCUAAUUUAUUAGUAAUUUUGUCUUUUGCCUUUGUAUUGUUGAUAGCAUGGCCAAUUCCUGCAAACCUGGCUUGUUUUAUGGGUCUCUCUUUGGAACUCAGUACUGCAAUCAAUCUGGCAUACUGCCAGGUGUUCUAUGCAGUACCUAAUUCCAAAUACAGGUGGGGUUUCAUUUAUUCUGAGAAGCACAUUCAGUUCAAUGAACAUUUUUCAUUGCAGCAGUAAAUCGGCUGAAUAACACACAGAAACAUAUUCUGUUGUAGGCUGUCAUUGUGGUGAUUCACAUACCUGCAGUUUUCAUCCCUAAGAAAAAAAUGCACAUUGGUAGAAAUCUUAUACUGUUUCAUUAGUAGUAAUCUUAUGCUAUUCCAUUUCUCAUUUAUUAAUUUUUCAUUGAAUAUAAAUGCAUUUAGUUAGUAACUAAUUUGUUGCCUGCUUCACUGAGUGGCUGAUUGAUUGUGCUGCAGUCUGUGUCAAGCUGUUUGCCCCUCCAUUGCAUCAUCAAACUGCAGGACCACAUGACUCAGCAUCAGGAAGUAACUGGCAGCUGCUCAGCAUACAGGAAAUACAAACACCAGUUUAUUAGCAUUAAUAAAUAUAGUUCCGGUGAAUAAACUGAUGUAAAAACUACAUAUUUUAGAAUCAGAAAGACCAUGUUACAUGACAAGAGCAUAACUACUCAUAAAAGCACCAGUAAGAAAAAUACUUUUGCCAUCGAUCCUUAAGUAAUCCCAGUGCUUUAACCCAUUCUUGUAGCAAAUAAUA
Protopterus annectens (West African lungfish) is the source of this 2624-nucleotide messenger RNA. RefSeq names its product zinc-binding protein A33-like. Bases 181 to 1428 code for a protein of 415 amino acids. Gene Ontology annotation, molecular function: zinc ion binding; protein binding. The transcript has 6 exons. The record is from RefSeq and is a predicted model, not a curated record. NCBI's taxonomy places the organism in Eukaryota, Metazoa, Chordata, Ceratodontiformes, Protopteridae.